This is a messenger RNA of Fusarium keratoplasticum, 1176 nucleotides long. RefSeq lists its product as uncharacterized. The transcript is spliced from 2 exons. The coding region runs from base 1 to 1176 and encodes 391 amino acids. The record is from RefSeq and is a predicted model, not a curated record. Lineage: Eukaryota; Fungi; Ascomycota; Sordariomycetes; Hypocreales; Nectriaceae.
AUGCCUUACAAUACGCGCCGCAAGUCGCUCUCUCUACCCAGUCUGGGCAUCCACGUUCCCAUGACACACGCCGCUCGCGCUGCUGCUGCUGCUGCCUCCAAGAGCGCUUCACGGCCAUCGUCGUCCUCUUCUGCCUCGCCCGCCUUGUCGCCACCCACAUCUGGCACCGAGGGCUCCGAAUCGCAUCCCAGCAAGCGACAGAAGCGAUCGCACGCCGACGACGUUGCCAUUGAGCAGACACCGCCUCCUUCGCCAAGACCGGACUCGAGCCUCGACCUAGACAUCGAGCAGUCCAAGAUUGACCUCGAGGCGGUAAAAGACGACAUUGUCGAGGCUGUUAUUAUUCAACUACAGUCAACCGGAAACCGACCUCAUCUUGUCAAGGAGCUGGCGACCGUUCUGGCUCAACGUCUCGCCUCUGUCCAACACUCCGCCAACCCCUGUGCCAUUAUUUCCUCACGUUUGGCUUCGUAUCUGAAGCGCACAUGCUGGAGCGCUCAAAAACCAUGCCCUCUUGCCAAAGAACUCGAGAGCGUCCAUCCUCGGAGAACCUACUUCUUCCUCACUACCUGCCCUCGUCAGCCUAUUCCAGACCCCAGCUCCGUCGUGCCCUCUCGUCGCGCCCUCGAUACUCCUUCGGUAUCGCUGACGGACGAUUCCGGUUCAGAUGACACGGAUGCUCGACGGCGUGAGCUCAGCCCAUCGCCCGAGGUGGAUCUGUCGGAUCACAACUUUGACGAAGGCGACGAUGACCUUACCAUGCCCGCCACUCCCAUUGGCUCUCUUCCCUCCCAUCACCGCUACGUACCAAACCGCCGCGACAGCCGUCGCAACUCGCCGCCUCUGGAAAAGGAUGAGCGCGAGUUCACCCAGACGGCUGAUUUCUUGCUGAAACGCAAGUUUACGGAAGAGGCGCCUGUUCCCGAUACCAACGACCGCACCCAUACCUCCGAGUAUGGCUACCGCGAUGACUUUUGGUUCGGCGAGCACCUCAUGCUUAGUUCGACUGCCUCCCUCACCAGCCCCGCCAUGAAGCCGAUGUCGACCAUGACACCGAGCGCGCGCAAAGACGAAGAGGCAGACAACUGGCUGAAGCUCAGCAAGCUUAUGGAAUGGGAUAGACCAUGCGAAAGCAUCGAGAUUGACGAGAUCGACUGCUUGUUUGACGCAUGCUGA